This is a messenger RNA of Owenia fusiformis, 1490 nucleotides long. The record is from the annotation of a GenBank genome assembly. Lineage: Eukaryota; Metazoa; Annelida; Polychaeta; Sabellida; Oweniidae.
AAGCACAUGGCUAUGUUUAUAAAUUUGAGGGGCGUGUCAAUUAUCCACCAAUCAGAUUGAACUCUUUUUACGUCAUCGGGCAUAGAAAAUAAAAGACGUGGAAAGAUGAGCGACAAUCUAAAUGGGUUUUACUUCGGUGGCAUCGAGGGGGGUGGUACCCAUUCUACCAUGGUGCUCCUUAAGGGAGAUGGGACUAAAGUGGCCCAGAGUGAGGGGGACUGCACCAAUCAUUGGCUGGUAGGCAUUGAUACUGCCCUUAAGAGGAUGAACGAGAUGGUAGAGGAAGUGAAAAAAGCAGCAGGACUGCAACCAGAAACGAAACUGAAAUCACUAGGUAUGUCUUUGAGUGGUGGAGAUACACCUGAGUGCCAAGAGAAAAUAUCUAAUGGUAUGGCCAACAAAUACCCAGGGACCAGUGAACACUACAAAGUAUGCAAUGAUGCCAUAGGUGCCAUGGCAACAGCUACUCCUGAAGGGGGUAUAGUGCUAAUAGCAGGUACAGGGUCCAACUGUCAACUUGUCAACCCAGACCAAUCAACACAAGGGUGUGGGGGUUGGGGUCAUCUAGUGGGAGAUGAAGGCAGUGCAUAUUGGAUCACACAAAAAGCUUUAAAAAUAUUAUUCGACCAUGAGGACAACCUGAAACUGUGCUCAAUGGACCUCAGCUGUGUUAGAAGGGUCAUGUGCAAACACUUUCAAAUAAAAGAAAAAGCUGAACUGUUAGACUUCUUAUACUCCAAGUUUGAAAAAGCAUAUUUUGCCAACAUGUGUGCACUUUUAGCAAAAGAGGCAGUUGAACACCAAGAUCCUUUAUGUUUACAUAUAUUUAAGGAGGCUGGCAGAGUAUUAGCUCAUCAUAUACUAGCAGUAGCACCAAAGAUCGAUAAGAGUCUGCUGGCGAUGGAGGGAGGCUUACAUGUAGUCAGUGUGGGGUCAGUCUGGAAGAGUUGGGACCUUCUAAAAGAAGGAUUUCUUGAAGGAUUAAGACCUCAAAGUGACAAUGGAGUCCUCGUCCCAGAAUUCACUCUGAUGAAAUUGAAUGUGAAUGGAGCAUUUGGUGCUGCAGCAAUUGGUGCAAAGCAGGCGGGUAUCAAGCUACCCAUGAACUAUGCAGCUAAUGCUGAAGUAUUAUUCCAUCAUAAAUUCUGAAGGAUGCAUAAAUGGACUAUGUCAAAUCUAGGUCAUGGACUGUUAAAGCAGAUAUACAUGCAUUAAUACAUACCCGCAAUUUAUUCAGAAUAUUUUCCUCUUCAUACUGAGUUUGGACACUGAUACCUGAAGCUACACUGAAUAUUCAUGUCAUUGUUAAUAGUAAACUACAUAUCAUGUUUCAGUGUAAAAUACACAUUCCCAAAGACAUGCAGUAUUUAUUUGAUUUAUCACCUAUAUGCAUAUUACGAACUAAGAGGAAUAUUUUCAUCUAAAUAGUGUGUUGUGGAAUAUAAUUCUGAACAUCAACAACUGAAUAUAUAUUUUAAUUUACAAGAAUC